Molecule: messenger RNA, 1863 nt
Organism: Acaulospora colombiana
Lineage: Eukaryota; Fungi; Glomeromycota; Glomeromycetes; Diversisporales; Acaulosporaceae
Source: the annotation of a GenBank genome assembly
GCAAAGUGGGAGACACGCGACGAUGCUGCGCAGGCCAGGUCCUUUUUUGCAACAAUUCCCUUUAUUUGCUGCACGUGGGCGCAUACUACGUUCCAGGAUGCAACAGCUACGAAAGAGACAUACGAGUCAAUGAAUGAAAUAUCCAAGAACAAGAAAGCUCGUCUCAAUAAUGAAGAUUUCCCCUCUCUCACCGAAGCUGGAACAAUCAGCCGAUUACCAAAGCACGAAUCAAAGCAUGCUAGAUCCUUGUCGGAUGAGUCGAACAUUCCUAUCACACCGGUCUCUCUUCGGGAUCUCUCUCCAGAGGUUGUGUCGCCUGAUGAAAACACUCUUAUCCCAAGCCAUGAGAUAUCGGCACGUUUAUCGGUCCUCGAAAACACUUCACCCGUCACACAAGAGUACACCUCUCAAGAUAAUAACGCCCGCUUCGAUUUAACAACACUCUACAUCACGGUACGUCUAUCCACCUAUGAGACAGAGGUGCUUUCUGAUCCGUUUUUAGAAAAAGAAUUUGGCGCAGCCUUUGUUUCUUUCGGUAACAUCGAGGGACCAGAAAAAGCUAUAAGGACAUUCAGAGAUGGCCAGCGGUUUACUCUUGAUGGUCACACACUUCAUCUCAAAUACAAGAAAUUUAAGCCGUUCAUUCCCAGAAAGGGUCAAAGUUCUCCACGAAAUGUAAACACAAGAGUAGAAGAUGGGAAUCAGCCGAGUCCAUUGCAGCAUCCCAUCAGCCAGCUCGAAGCAAAUUCUUCGCCCAGAAAUCUUGUAGAGCCACUCCCACACGAGGUAACACUGUCCACGAAAACGGAAAUGAUGCAUACAGGGACCGACGAUGGUUAUAUCCGGGGGGACACGACGCACGACACGAGUGAACAGCAGAGCCAAGCUCAGAGCGCUAAUCAAGUGAAUUCGAUUGCUACCAGUGUCGAUGUUCCUAUAGCAAACCCCUCGACCUUUGCUGCCUCUCCGGCUCCAGGAGUGGAUGCGAAUACCAAGGCUCAAGUCUACUACCCCUAUCCCACUACGGCAUGGCCUCACCCCUAUGGACAAUAUGGACACCCCUAUGCCGCAUAUCAACCGAUGUAUGUCACUCAGCCAUACGCUCAACCAUAUUGGUUUCCCUCUGGGAUCGUUCCCGUUGCUGUCAAUACGAUGGCAUCUCAUCAUGGUCAAUCUACAUCGGCUACGAACAACUAUUCGAUUCCGGCUCAGGCACCUGCUUCGUUUGCGUUGGGAAAUCAAACUUCGAUUCCAAGGGGACCUAUCGUGCCCAUCGGAUGCUAUAGGCACCCCAACGGCAGUAUCACGUAUGUCUACCCAUCCGAGGUCGUCGAAAAGUACAAGUCUGAACACAAGGACGCCCACAAUAGUACACCAAGCCGUACUCUAAAGGAUUUCUACGCGACCCAAGCUGCAUUUAGGGCACCCCAACCGGCCAUGAUGCCCAUGUAUCCUGGAGUGUAUCCUCAGGACGCCACCAAGUUGUUUGCACCCUAUGCACCUGCCGUGCCUUAUCCAGUUUCUCAUGGGACCUCUGGAACUGCAAAUUAUGGGAAUACCUCUGGCCAAGAGGGAGGAGUAUACAAUCUCGCGUCAAACGCGGCAGUGGCGCCAAAUGGGUCGCUCAAUUCGCUUGGCAUGUCUGGAGUGCGUGCCACGGGAUUUGGAGGGACGAGUCCACAAGCUCAACAGCCAACGUCGGCUGUAAACGCUUUUGCAGGACAGGCCGGGUAUGUCCCAGGACCUCAAUACGCGCCGUUCCACUACAACGGGGACUCUUCUCAGCACGCAUACAAUGGCGCAAAUGCAAGUGUAUAUGGGGUGAUGGCUGGCGGUAGCGAGCCGGCGAGCACUCGAGGCUAG